Molecule: messenger RNA, 756 nt
Organism: Calidris pugnax (ruff)
Lineage: Eukaryota; Metazoa; Chordata; Aves; Charadriiformes; Scolopacidae
Gene: SPIC
Product: Spi-C transcription factor (Spi-1/PU.1 related)
Exons: 4
Coding region: 1-756 (251 amino acids)
Biological process (GO): regulation of transcription by RNA polymerase II; cell differentiation
Cellular component (GO): nucleus
Molecular function (GO): DNA-binding transcription factor activity, RNA polymerase II-specific; sequence-specific DNA binding
Source: RefSeq, a predicted model, not a curated record
AUGUUCUUGCAGAGUUUUCCUGACCAAGACGUGCUGGGCCAGGCUUUUGAAGAUGCUCUAGAAGUACUGCAGCAGCACUCCGACAGAGAAAUGCCCUAUCCUCCAGGUUAUAAAAAUUGCCUGGCUGUGAUCAACCAUCACCACCACUUCCGAGCAAGUCCCAGCUACUCUGCAGCACCAUCUACAGAGGACCAAGGGUAUAGCUGGAGAAGUGUAGUUAGCAGUGCAUCGGAUUUUUACGGAGAUGAGACUGUCUACCAUACGCUGCAGAAUACUCCAGAAAGCCAAGUCAUGCACGCUGCUGCUGGCCAGCCAAAAGCAGGGAAAGGUAGAAAAAAACUUCGACUGUUUGAGUACCUCCACGAGUCUCUGUAUGAUCCAGCUAUGGCAAACUGCAUCCAAUGGGUGGAUAAGCCCAAUGGGGUCUUCCAGUUUGUCUCCAAAAACAAGGAGAAACUUGCAGAGCUAUGGGGAGAAAGAAAGGGAAACCGCAAGAUCAUGACAUAUCAGAAAAUGGCCAGAGCACUGAGGAACUAUGGAAGAACAGGUGAAAUCAUUAAAAUCCGAAGGAAGCUGACAUACCAGUUCAGUGCUGUUGUUUUGCAGAGACUUGCUCCAUCUUACUUCUUUGGAAAAGAAACAGUUUAUCAUCCGUACAUUCAGUCAAAUCAAGAAUAUCAGUGUGCAGAUGACUGGAUCAGUUACAAUAAUUACAUGUAUAACAAUGGUUAUGCAUUAGAGCAUACUAACAGCUAG